CAACUUGUUUCGACGUCAGCUCCCUGCGCCCCGAACCAAGUAAACAUUUCCGUUUUUCUUGCGAUGGAUUCAAACAAGGACGAGGCAGAUCGCUGCAUCAACAUAGCUAUAAAUGCAAUCAGUAACAAUCAACAUGACAAAGCCAGAAAGUUUUUGGAGAAGGCACAGCGUCUUUUCCCGACGGAUCGAGCCGAAAAGUUAAUGGACUCGUUAGCACAAAACGGAAAGCCUCCGGAGGCGAAUGGAGCUGCAAUGAACGGAGACGGUCCCUCAAUGAGACACCGAUCCCACAAAGAAGAGGCAAAUAGCACACAGACGACCUCAGACUCAACCAAGACCUACACAGCAGAACAGAUGGAAGCUGUCAGGAAGAUUAAGGCCUGUAAGGAUUAUUAUCAAAUUCUGGGAGUUGAAAAAACAGCCACCGAUGAAGAUCUUAAAAAAUCUUACAGAAAACUGGCUCUUAAAUUUCACCCAGAUAAAAAUCAUGCACCUGGAGCCACAGAGGCAUUUAAAGCUAUUGGUAACUCUUACGCUGUUCUGAGUAAUCCUGAGAAACGAAAGCUGUACGAUAACUACGGAGAGGAGAGACACAGCCAACACCAACACAGACAUCACCGUGAGUUUGAAGCAGAUAUUUCACCUGAGGACAUCUUCAACAUGUUCUUCGGUGGAGGGUUCCCAACAAGUAAUCUUUACAGAAAUGGAAGGAUGCACUUUGCACAUCAUACUCGGCAGGAGAGACGAGGCGAACAGCAGGGAGACAGAGGCCUUGCACUCUUUGUCCAGCUGAUGCCGAUCUUAAUCCUCGUCCUUUCUGCCCUCAGCCAGUUGAUGGUCACUCAGCCUCCAUACAGCCUCAGCUACAGACCGUCCGUCGGACAUAUUCACAAAAGACAUACGUCCAACCUGAAGGUGCUGUACUAUGUGGGGGAACAGUUCACUGAAGAAUAUUCUGGGAACAAUCUGAAGAAUGUGGAGAGGAGCAUAGAAGGAGACUACAUCUCCAACCUCAGGAACAACUGCUGGAAAGAGAGGCAGCAGAAGGAUGGUUUACUGUAUCGAGCCCGUUACUUUCAGGAUUCCGAUUUGUACCAAAGGGCACAGAGAAUGGGAACGCCAAGCUGCUCCAGACUAUCCGAGAUUGAAGUCAUAUUAGACGGCUAGAAACCACUUACACGAAAUAAAGGUUCUUCACUACUUGAAAAUAAUUUAAAGCAAUCUGCUGGAGCUCAUUCGAAUUGGAGAAAAAUCAAGAGAAUCAAGAAUGCCUUAUGUACAGUGGGCAACAAACGAGGAUCCAGGGGCAGUCCCUGAUUGACUUCCUGUAGAACUGUGAGAAGCUUCAACUUGACCGCAGACUUUUUUCUUAACUAUAUAUAUAUAUAUAUAUUAGUGUCUUCAGGACAGUGAGAGGCCACUGUGGAAAUUAGGGGCUUAUUUUAACAUUUUUGAAAGCUGCUAACAUUAGCUUUUUCUCUGACCGAAUCUUUUCUGUUUUACUAAAAAUUCUUGGAGGAACGUCCCGGCCUUCCCUUGAAAGGAUGUCUGAGCCACUUGUGAGGAGAUGUGUGUGAUUUUUAUAGAUCAUUCUAAUGUAAAUAUUCAUCUGAGUUUUAACAGAGCCGGGUUUAUGGAAGUAAAGCUCAUCAUCAUCAUUUGUAUCAUCAUGUGGAUUUUUGCUUGUAGUAUGUUGGACUCUUGAGUCUUGGAGAAUCAUUGCACAAACAUAUUUAUUAAUUUAAUGAUGAAAUUGUACAAAGGUUUCUUUAAAUUAAAAUGUGUCCUUCGA
Cynoglossus semilaevis (tongue sole) is the source of this 1792-nucleotide messenger RNA. It is a transcript of the gene dnajb12a, whose product is annotated as DnaJ heat shock protein family (Hsp40) member B12a. The transcript is spliced from 9 exons. The record is from RefSeq and is a predicted model, not a curated record. Lineage: Eukaryota; Metazoa; Chordata; Actinopteri; Pleuronectiformes; Cynoglossidae. Bases 64 to 1167 code for a protein of 367 amino acids. Gene Ontology annotation, cellular component: endoplasmic reticulum membrane. Gene Ontology annotation, molecular function: Hsp70 protein binding. Gene Ontology annotation, biological process: cellular response to misfolded protein.